Molecule: messenger RNA, 2559 nt
Organism: Maudiozyma barnettii
Lineage: Eukaryota; Fungi; Ascomycota; Saccharomycetes; Saccharomycetales; Saccharomycetaceae
Gene: STE5
Product: Ste5p
Exons: 1
Coding region: 1-2559 (852 amino acids)
Source: RefSeq, a predicted model, not a curated record
AUGUUUUAUCGAAUUUUAAUUACCCCAUAUAUUUGGUUUAACUUCACUAAUGUUCUAGCGUAUUUGUAUUUUUUUCAUUUAUUUCUAUCCCAGGUAUUCGAAGAGAAUAUGUCACCAGCACAUCACGAUAAAAAUAUUUACAAUCUUGUCGAUAUAGAUAGUUUCAAACAAGAUGCUUUGAUAAACAACCUGGGAGAUCGACAUAAAAUAAAAGAGCCUCUUAAUAAACACUCCUCUUCCCCAAAAAAAUGGGCAGGAAAAUUGUUAAACUUUCAAUUAAAUUCUAAAAAAUCUAAAAGUAAUAUAUCUGCUACUCCUAUCAUAUCUUCUCCGAUUACCUCUAUCACACCCAUUGAAUCAUCUCCUAUUGCAUCCAAAUAUUCGUUUGGUUCGCCGUAUACUUCUUUAGGUUGCACAACUCCCACAACUACAUACCCCUCUCGUGUAUCCUCACUUCCUCGUCCUAUAUCUCGAACAUCAUCUAGAAGUAAUAUAAAUAUUUCAGUUGCUAACUCAACAAACUCUAAACAUUUUAUACCGUUAACGGAUGGAAUACGAGUUGAGCAGUUGAAAUCAUCUAGUAGUGGCAAACGGUCGUUUUUGAAUGAUAAUUGUACUAUAUGUGAUGAGCCAAUAUCACAUAGAAGCUAUGGGGAGAGAGUUGUUGAAUUACAAUGCGGGCAUUUAUGUCAUCAAGAUUGUCUUUUGAUAUCAUUUGAAGACAUAUCGACUGCGUCCACAAACAUAUACGAAUUGUUUCCACAAUGUUUGAAAUGUAAAGUCGAAAAAUCAAUUGAUAUAAAUUGUGUUCCCAAGGAUGAAACUUUAAAAGAAAAAAUCAUUUCAGACGUUUUUAUGACAAAAGUUGGAAUUAUAUCUACGCCUACUACGACCUGCACUCAUACCCCAAUGACCUUCUCUUCUUCGUCACCAUUAAAUGGAAAAGAACAAACAGUAAUGAGACAAAUAAUAAAUGUUGGUUCUAAUUCUGAUUUUAAUAGUAAUAAAAUUGAUUCAUCGCCCAAAUAUUUUAAACAAACCCAUCAAUUGUCUAGACCAUUUCAAUAUUCUUCUAGGAAUAUCAUUCCAACAAGUUCAUAUCCAAAUAUUAACGAUCAAACAACCAUAAAUGAUAACAUAAGUUAUAUAUCGAAUUCAAAAGGUCAUAAUCAAUCGACAUUGAAUACUAGUAUAUCCAUACCUCUUCUUAGAACAUAUUUUUUAGAUCUUAUCAUAAAUAGAUUUAACUCAGAUAUUUCAAAAGAGUUAAUAGAUUCAACAUUUGGAUUACUAAGGGUAGUGGAUAGAAUGAUUAUAUCUGAUGAAAAAUCCAAUUUUUCCCCGUGUUGGUGCUUUUUAUUUACCAAUUGUUUAAUUAUCGUAUAUACAGAUCCACAACAAAACCAGAAUGACGAGAAUAUCCUGUUAAAUACAACGUUUCAAAGUAUGGAAAUGUUUUAUCCACUUGAUCAUGUGGAUGUUCAACCUGUUACUAACUCUGUUUUGCAAUGCACGAUAAUAGCAAAUUCUAUCUCGAGGAAUUUUUGUUUGGCGGAAUCUACAACUAACUGUUCUUCUGAAAUCUCACAAAAAUGGGCAUCUGCUCUACUCAAUGACAACCUUGUAUUCAAUGAGGAAACAUUUACGUCUACAUUACCUCUUCCUCCGAUUAUCAAAAGUAUGACAAACGAUGGAGAUGUUUUAACCACAUAUUCUGGUAACGGUCGAGACCAGCAGGUGACAGAAUUAGGAACAAUUUCACAUAUCAGAGGAAGUGUUGUUAUACGUAGAAUGUCAAAUAUUCCACCACAAGUAUACAACAAUGAUACGAGAAUGUCUCUAUCGACCAUGCAAACGUCUGUUAGUUCUAUUAUUUCAAUAAGACAUAAAAAGCCCGAUAAUUUAGUUAUUAUCUUACAAAUUGAUAAACAAUAUAUUAAUUGCACAGAUAACUAUAAUACCAUUUAUAAUAACUUAAAAGCUUUAGAGAUAUUGUUUCCUGCCCUCUAUAUAUGUCUGAUUGAUUCUAAGAUGUCUGUAAUAAAACAAGGUCAUAUGUCCGACAUAUUGAAAACUCCAGAUGAUCUUAAAAUUUCCAAUCCCAUUGGUAUAUUCAAUAUUGAGGUAUUAAAGAAAAGUAUUUUAAAUAUUAGUAACUCUCCGAAUAAAAAUUUUGGGAUAGCUCUGAUAUCAAACACUAUAAUGAACAAAGAGUUUUGUAUUUUAUUUCAACACAUUACGUUAUUAAAGAAAAUUGGUAUACUCCGUGCAAAUAUCCUUAAAAUUAAAGUCGGCUACCUAAAUAUGAGUUAUGCCGAUCAAAUAGACGAAUUGGCUGAAAUCGAUAACUGGACAGAUAUGUUAGAAUUACUAUGCUACACUUUUGCGAUAGACUAUGAUAGUGAUGAUGAUAACAGCGAUAUUUCAGACAUUGAGGAACAUUUCUCAUUAACAACUUCUGGAGAUAGAGACAGUAUUGAAUCAUCAGGCGACUCUUUAUUAACUUUAAAUAUAACAAGUUCUCUCUUCGGUACGGAUAAUCUCGACGUAAUAGCAUGA